This is a messenger RNA of Varanus komodoensis (Komodo dragon), 3223 nucleotides long. Its product is annotated as beta-2-glycoprotein 1-like. Bases 1120 to 2175 code for a protein of 351 amino acids. The transcript is spliced from 8 exons. Lineage: Eukaryota; Metazoa; Chordata; Lepidosauria; Squamata; Varanidae. The record is from RefSeq and is a predicted model, not a curated record.
GCAGUGAGUGGAGUAAGAGAAAGCAAGAAAGAGGAGAAAAAGAGGGUGAUGGAGAGACUGGGAAAGCCGAAGCUGGAAGGCGAGCGCGCGAGGCGAGAGGCUCAGCAACCGCUCCACAGGAUGAAAGCGAGGAAGAAACAAACAGGUUGUGGAUUUGGGCUGUGCCUGCUUCUCUCGCAGGGAGAUUUGGAUGGGGGAGGCUGAGGCAGAGGAGGAGGAGGAGGAGGAGUCAGAGUUUAAAGAGGAAUCACUGGGAAAAAACGGCUUUUGGGAAGCCAAGAGCAAGGAGGGCUCUCCCUGCUGCUUUAACCCUUUUCACUUUUACUGCCCUCUCAGAGAAGCAUCCUGGUUCCCACCCUUGCCCGCUCCAUUUCUGCUUUCCAGAAGAAACCAAAUCCUAAAAGGAAUUAGGGAAUGCAAUGAUGGGUUGGGAAAGAAGCUAAGAUAUUAAGAGGGUCUCCUGAGAGAGAAUAACAGGUAUUCUUUUGGAAAGUCAGACCAGGGAGCUGAGAUGUCAGGAUUCUCUGGGAAAACGGUGAAAUCCAGAGUGGGUAGGCUGAGAGUGCUUUUCCCCGCUGAGGAAGAAGGGGGUUGAGGCAGGGAUGAGAUGGGCAGCGUUGCGUUGGCAUUCACGGUGGGUGAAGAUUCUCAGGUUCAUCGCCAUAUCCUGGCACUCUGAAGAGAGCCUGUUUUCUUACUUACGAGUUCAGAGUUCCCUGUGACAAUUCUUGUGGAAGCAACCUGCCCUUUGGCAGGGCCCCUGUCCCAGUCUUGUUAAUGAAUUACUUUCGGACACACACUGUGAGAGGGAUUUCUAAAGGAUGGCUAAGCCCCAGUUAUAAGACUGCCCCAACCCACAAGGCAGAACCUAGGAGCUGCCAGCCCUCCAGACCUUCAGCCACAAAUCCCAGAGAACCCAAGAAUCUGGGGCCUUCACCCUCUGCCUAGACACACAGACACCCCCUCGGCUGUCUUCCAUACAGAACAGAACUGCUGACCCCACUCCUGAACUCUCCGAUAACAGAGUGAACACAACUUCUCUCCCAGAGAACCCAGGAGUCCUGCCUGAACAAGACUGGGUGUAACCCAGGUGCUCAAGCUGUGUGCACACCUGAUAAAAUGGCCAGGUUUGCCUCUCUGCUGCUUCUGCUGCUGGUGGUCUUUUCUUCCCUGUUCUCAGAAGGAUCUGGAGAAGUGGAAGCCAAGAAUGGAACUGAUUCCCAGUGUCCAUCCCGGAAGAAGAACCCUUUAGCACUGGCAGGACACAAGUGCCAGAAAAGCUGCAAACUCCAGAAGUGCUCUAAAAGCAGGAGCUGUGUCUGUGAUGGGAACUGUGGACUGAGCUGCAUCCCUUCUGGCCUGAGCUGCCCGUGGCCAGUGACGAUUGAAAAUGCUGAGACACGCCUGGUUCAGGACUCUUACAUGUUUGGGGCCCUCAGGGAGGUGAGGUGCGUGCCUGGAUUUAGAAUGGCCGAGGGCCAGGAGCUGGCAGUGAGCCGUUGCCAAGGAGAUGGGAAGUGGAGUUUUACAGCACCCUGUGAAGAUGCUCUUCGUCUCCCAUCCCUCUGCAAACCUCCACCGGAGAUUGAAAAUGGAUUCCAUGAAGGGGGACCCUACAACACAGGGAAGAGAGUUCGUUACUGGUGUAACUAUGGAUAUCGUCUAGAAGGGGCCGACUCUCUCUUAUGCCAAGAAAAUAAAGAAUGGUCACACCCAGCUCCCACCUGCCACCCUGUUAACUGCUCCCGGCCCCCACAAAUUGCUGAGGCAACCCUGGUAGCUGUGCACCAGUCUGAAUACCCGGUGGGAACGGUCAUCUAUUAUUUGUGCAAAAAGGAUUUCUUCUUAGAUGGCUCCAACAGAGUCGUUUGCCAGGAGAAUGGAAGCUGGUCCCAACUGCCCUAUUGCAGAGCCCGCUGUCCCAUCACUGCCAAGAGGAGUAGGAUGAUCUACCAUGGGCGCAAACUCUGGAUCUAUGAAAUCCCAGACCACCUGGUCCAUCAUGGAGAAACUGUCACAUUUUUCUGCCUAAGCCAGAACAGGACAUGCAGUUUUAAAGCUGAGAGUCGAUGUUUUGAUGGUGUGUUGAAGAUGCCUGACUGCUAUGAUGAGCCUACCUAUCUGCAAUACCACAUGUUCCCUCACAGACUUGUAUCUGAAAUACAGACUUGUUGAGCAUCCAACCAACCUUCUAUUCCUUGGUGAGAAGCCUCCCUCUCCUUCUGGUUCAAUUAACAUCCCGGAGCUGCAGAGAGGACAGAUGGAAGAAGAAGGGAUCAGUUCAGCCAAUUACAUUUAAAACCAACUACAUGAAAAACAGAAAUUAAGUCUGGGAAUUUACAUACCUUGAUAGGCGACAGCUAGGUAUUUUUAUCUUAUUUAUUUUCUGUCUCUGUUGUUUCCUGGAUGAGCACAAGAGAUCCCUUUCAGGUCAACCAAACCCAUAAUUUAAUUUCCCUUCCAUCCUUUUCUUUUGAAUCUCACUUGAACUAGACAUAUGGCUGGAUUGGCAAGUCGGCAAUAAAACAGUGAUGCCACUGGAGGACUUUUAAACGUGAAGACAGCUUCAUUCAGAGUCCACCAUGUGCAAUAACAUUUAGUGGUUAUAUAGCACGUGUCAAAUAUGCUAUGCACUUCACAUACAUUAGCUGCUGUGGUCCCAACAGCAGCCCUGGUAGUUAUUACUUAUCCAGAGCUAACCUAACAAUUUAGCCUGCCAAGACGACCUAGUUGGUAUGCGACGGAGGCAAAGUAAACUUAAGCCACAAACAUCCCAGCGCAAAUUGUUAGGCAUAACACUAUUCCAACUCCCUGUAUAGUUGGGCAAAAGGGAUUGUACUAAGAAAGUGUAAACAAAAAAGAAAAGCAAUCCAAGGCUGCAGUUCUAUGCAUUCAUACUUACAAAGCACCCAAAUGAACUCAAUGAGUUUUACUUCUUAGUAAUCGUGUACAGGACUGACCUACGCUGCAGGCAAAGCACAGAACGUGACCUCAGAUCAGCGAUGCUGGAACAAACAAGCUGCAGCCAACAUAAACAGUGUCCCAGGCUCCUAGCCUCCAGGGUUCUCUUCAUGGUGGCACGCUCAUAUCACACUAAGAGAAUGGACGCUCUGUGAAGAUCGGACACUGGAAAAUGAGCCUGAGAUAAGAGCAAAUUUAAAGCAGAUACUCUUGGAUGCUCAUGUAAAUGGAUUUGUAUAUAAUAAACUGCAAUUGUUAUACA